This is a messenger RNA of Photinus pyralis (common eastern firefly), 618 nucleotides long. RefSeq lists its product as uncharacterized. The transcript has 2 exons. NCBI's taxonomy places the organism in Eukaryota, Metazoa, Arthropoda, Insecta, Coleoptera, Lampyridae. The record is from RefSeq and is a predicted model, not a curated record. The coding region runs from base 1 to 618 and encodes 205 amino acids.
AUGGACUCGGAUGCUAUUAACACUAUUACAUUUUAUGGGAGGAGGUAUGACCGAUUAGACGCUGCAAUUGAAGAUAUUGUAAAUAGAAAUGAUUCUUACAACCCAGAUAUUGUGUUACUCCCUCCGGCGGUUGAUUAUGUCACGGACGAAGAGGAUAUAGAUGAAGGCGUAAUCCAAACAAAUGAGCUACCUACUGAUGUACCGGGCGAAAUUGAGGUUCAAUUUUACGAGGACGAAGUUUCUGAAGAUGACCUACCCUUAUCAAGAUUGCAAGAUAUACUUUUGUCUAAUACAUCUUCAAGUAGGACAACUUCUAACCCGAAAUGGACCAAUGACGUACUUGAUAUAAGUAUGAAAGCAUCAACAGAAUGGAAACUACGAGAGGAGACCAAAAAGAGUGGAAAAAAGGAUAAGGGAUAUUUUUGCAAAAAGUAUGAUGAAGAAAACAAACUGCUAUUUGUUCAAUGGAAGGACAACAACAUCGUAAGCAUGGGUACUAAGUACGAUGCUGUUGAACCUCUUGCUAAAGUUAAACGUUGGAGCAAAGAAAAAAAAGAAAAAAUCGAUGUAUCACAACCUGUUAGAGAAUUAGCUACAGGUAAUUUACAACUACAAUAA